Mus musculus (house mouse) is the source of this 12645-nucleotide messenger RNA. RefSeq names its product cyclin dependent kinase 13 (gene Cdk13). Gene Ontology annotation, biological process: positive regulation of transcription elongation by RNA polymerase II; hemopoiesis; regulation of cell cycle. Lineage: Eukaryota; Metazoa; Chordata; Mammalia; Rodentia; Muridae. Bases 725 to 5308 code for a protein of 1527 amino acids. The transcript has 15 exons. Gene Ontology annotation, cellular component: nuclear speck; cyclin K-CDK13 complex. The record is from RefSeq and is a predicted model, not a curated record. Gene Ontology annotation, molecular function: cyclin binding; ATP binding; protein kinase activity.
GUCCCCGAACGUGACGAGCGUGCGCGCCGCCGACCUAGCGUUGGGUUUAGGGGCAAAAGUCUUGAGGAACGCGGCGAGUGGGUGGUGCGCGGCGAGGGCUCGGCCAGCCAGUCGCGUCGCCGUCCCGCAGGGAGAACGCGGAGGGCAGGGAGGGGCGAGCGGCGCGCGCGGAGCCCGCGUGGAGGGGCGGAGGACAGCGAGCCGCGCCCCCGCUCCGGAAGCUGCGCGCAGUGCCCUCGGGGCGCCAGGCCCAGGCCCGUCCGAGCGCCGCGGGGUGUCGCCGCCGCCGCCACAGGACGACGUGGACGCGCCGCGGCCGGCCGGCGACGGAGGCGUGCUGUGGUCGCGCCCACUGCCCUCCCGCGAGCUCGCCCCCGACGUCAGGACGAUGGAGUGAAGCGCGGCCCGCGGUGGCACUUCCGCGUUGCGCCGCCGGAGCCCGAGGCCGCCGCCGCCGCCGCCACCGCCGCCGCCCGGCACGGCCGGCUUUCCGCCGAGGAUAGGAUCCUCCCGCGCCAGGCCCUGACGCCGCUGCGCACACACCGCGACUGGAACCGGGGACGCGCGUCCCGACCCGGAUUAUCGUGGCGCGACUCCCGGCCGGCCCUGCUGCUCGCUACCCCUCCGCCGCGGCUGCCGUCCCCCUUCCCGGCGGGGGACAUGGCCAGGGUCUGACCCCGGAGGAGGCCGCACCCGCGCCGCACUCUGCGGCGGGCUCUAGGCGAUGCCGAGUAGCUCGGACACGGCGCUGGGGGGAGGCGGGGGCCUGAGCUGGGCCGAGAAGAAGUUGGAGGAGCGCCGCAAGCGGAGGCGAUUCCUGUCCCCUCAGCAGCCGCCGCUGCUGUUGCCGCUCCUGCAGCCGCAGCUCCUGCAACCGCCGCCGCCCCCGCCGCCUCUGCUCUUCCUGGCUGCCCCCGGCGCGGCCGCCGCCGCAGCCGCCGCCGCCGCGGCCUCCUCCUCUUGCUUCAGCCCGGGCCCUCCUCUGGAGGUCAAGCGGCUGGCGAGAGGCAAGAGGCGCCCCGGAGGGCGGCAGAAGCGGCGCCGCGGGCCCCGCGCCGGGCAGGAGGCGGAGAAGCGCCGGGUCUUCUCGCUGCCCCAGCCGCAGCAGGACGGCGGUGGCGGUGCCAGUAGCGGCGGGGGUGUGACCCCGCUGGUGGAGUACGAGGAUGUGAGCUCCCAGUCCGAGCAGGGGCUGCUGCUGGGGGGCGCCAGCGCGGCAACGGCGGCGACGGCUGCCGGGGGAACGGGGGGCAACGGCGGGAGUCCGGCCUCCUCCUCCGGCACGCAGAGGCGCGCGGAGGGGUCGGAGCGCAGGCCGCGCCGGGACCGCCGCAGCAGCAGCGGCCGCAGCAAGGAGCGCCACCGCGAGCACCGGCGGCGGGACGGGACGCGCAGCGGCAGCGAGGCCUCAAAGGCCCGCAGCCGCCACGGACACAGCGGCGAGGAGCGGGCGGAGGCCGCCAAGAGCGGCAGCAGCAGCAGCAGCGGCGGCCGCCGCAAGAGCGCGUCGGCUACGUCCAGCAGCAGUAGCAGCCGCAAGGACCGGGACCUCAAGGCCCACCGCAGCCGGACUAAGUCGUCCAAGGAACCGCCCUCGGCCUACAAGGAGCCGCCCAAGGCCUACCGGGAGGACAAGAGCGAGCCGAAGGCCUACAGGCGGCGGCAGCGGUCCCUGAGCCCGCUGGGAGGCCGGGACGAAAGCCCGGUGUCCCACAGGGCCUCGCAGAGCCUUCGGAGCCGCAAGUCCCCCAGUCCGGCGGGAGGUGGCAGCAGUCCUUAUUCCCGGCGGCUGCCGCGCUCCCCGAGCCCCUAUAGCCGGCGCCGCUCGCCCAGCUACAGCCGCCACAGCUCCUACGAGCGGGGCGGCGACGUAUCCCCCAGCCCGUACAGCAGCAGCAGCUGGCGGCGCUCGCGCAGCCCCUACAGCCCAGUACUCAGACGAUCUGCCAAAUCCCGAAGCAGAAGCCCAUAUUCAUCUAGGCACUCAAGAUCUCGGAGCAGGCACAGAUUGUCUAGAUCAAGAAGUCGUCAUUCAAGCAUUUCUCCUAGCACACUAACUCUGAAGAGUAGCUUGGCAGCUGAAUUGAACAAGAAUAAAAAGGCACGAGCUGCAGAGGCAGCAAGAGCUGCAGAGGCAGCAAAAGCUGCAGAAGCUGCUAAGGCUGCUGAAGCAGCUGCCAAAGCUGCCAAAGCCUCAAAUGCUUCUACACCUACCAAGGGGAACACAGAAACUGGUGCCAGUGUCUCACAGACAAACCAUGUGAAGGAAGUCAAAAAACUUAAAACUGAGCAUGCACCUUCUCCUUCAAGUGGUGGGACCGUCAAAAGCGACAAAGCAAAAACAAAGCCACCGCUUCAAGUAACAAAGGUAGACAAUAAUUUGACAGUAGAGAAAGCCACCAAGAAAACAGUUGUUGGGAAGGAGAGUAAACCUGCUGCUACAAAGGAAGAACCAGUUUCCACUAAAGAGAAAAGCAAGCCACUCACACCAAGCACAGGAGCCAAGGAGAAGGAGCAGCAUGUGGCUUUAGUGACCUCUACGUUACCGCCAUUACCUUUGCCUCCCAUGCUGCCUGAAGAUAAAGAUGCUGAUAGCUUAAGAGGCAACAUUUCUGUCAAAGCAGUUAAAAAAGAAGUAGAAAAGAAACUCCGAUGUCUGCUUGCUGAUUUACCAUUGCCCCCUGAGUUACCAGGAGGAGAUGAUCUUUCCAAGAGUCCAGAGGAGAAGAAAACAGCAGCACAGUUACAUAGCAAACGAAGGCCUAAAAUAUGUGGGCCUCGCUAUGGUGAAAUCAAAGAAAAAGAUAUUGACUGGGGGAAACGCUGCGUGGAUAAAUUUGAUAUCAUCGGAAUUAUUGGAGAAGGUACUUAUGGACAAGUUUACAAAGCCAGGGACAAAGACACGGGAGAAAUGGUAGCCUUAAAGAAAGUACGUCUGGAUAAUGAAAAGGAGGGUUUCCCAAUUACAGCAAUUAGAGAAAUUAAAAUUCUUCGGCAACUCACCCACCAGAGUAUCAUCAAUAUGAAGGAAAUCGUGACUGAUAAAGAAGAUGCUUUGGAUUUUAAGAAAGACAAAGGUGCAUUUUACCUGGUGUUUGAAUAUAUGGACCAUGAUCUGAUGGGACUGCUGGAAUCAGGCUUGGUUCAUUUUAAUGAAAACCAUAUAAAAUCUUUUAUGAGACAGCUCAUGGAAGGCCUGGAUUAUUGUCAUAAGAAGAACUUUUUGCAUAGAGAUAUUAAAUGUUCAAAUAUCCUUCUAAAUAAUAGAGGACAGAUAAAACUUGCAGAUUUUGGACUUGCUCGUUUAUAUAGCUCAGAAGAAAGUCGCCCAUAUACUAACAAGGUCAUUACUUUGUGGUAUCGUCCACCUGAAUUGCUCUUGGGAGAAGAACGAUAUACACCAGCCAUUGAUGUAUGGAGCUGUGGAUGUAUCCUUGGUGAACUCUUCACUAAAAAACCUAUAUUUCAAGCAAACCAGGAACUUGCACAGCUAGAGCUAAUAAGCCGUAUAUGUGGGAGUCCAUGUCCUGCAGUGUGGCCUGAUGUAAUCAAACUGCCAUAUUUCAACACCAUGAAACCAAAGAAGCAAUAUCGGCGGAAGUUAAGAGAAGAAUUUGUUUUCAUCCCCGCAGCUGCACUCGACUUAUUCGAUUACAUGCUUGCCUUGGAUCCCAGUAAGCGCUGCACUGCUGAGCAGGCUCUUCAGUGUGAGUUCCUGCGAGACGUGGAACCCUCCAAAAUGCCUCCACCAGAGAGGUUUUUACACGCUGAGGCAAUGCACCAUAGUAAGAUGGCUGAGAGCCUUCCUUUGUGGCAAGAUUGUCAUGAAUUAUGGAGUAAAAAGAGAAGAAGACAGAAACAGAUGGGCAUGACUGAUGAUCUUUCCACAAUCAAAGCCCCUAGGAAGGACCUGUCUCUGGGCUUAGAUGACAGCAGAACUAACACACCCCAGGGUGUGCUGCCACCCGCACAGUUGAAAUCUCAGAGCAACUCAAAUGUAGCACCUGUAAUAACAGGCCCUGGACAGCCGUUAAACCACAGUGAAUUGGCAAUUCUUCUAAACCUACUACAAUCUAAAUCAAGUGUUAAUAUGGCUGAUUUUGUCCAAGUGUUGAACAUUAAGGUAAACUCUGAGACUCAACAGCAGCUAAAUAAAAUAAACCUUCCUGCUGGAAUUUUGGCAACAGGUGAAAAACAGACAGAUCCAUCAACACCACAACAGGAGUCUUCAAAAUCAUUGGGAGGAGUUCAGCCUUCACAGACCAUCCAGCCUAAAGUGGAAACUGAUGCUGCCCAGGCUGCUGUGCAGAGUGCAUUUGCAGUCCUCUUGACUCAGUUAAUAAAGGCCCAACAGUCCAAACAGAAAGAUGCCAUGCUAGAGGAAAGGGAAAAUGGAUCAGGACAUGAAGCUCCAUUGCAACUCAGGCCUCCUCUAGAACCGAGCACUCCUGGAUCCGGGCAAGAUGACCUCAUCCAGCACCAAGACAGGAGGAUAUUGGAGCUGACACCAGAACCAGACCGGCCUCGAAUUCUGCCUCCUGAUCAACGGCCUCCUGAACCUCCUGAACCACCACCAGUUACUGAGGAGGACCUAGAUUAUCGGACAGAAAACCAGCAUGUUCCUACCACUAGUUCUUCAUUAACUGACCCACAUGCUGGAGUGAAGGCAGCCCUCUUACAGCUGCUUGCUCAGCAUCAGCCCCAGGAUGAUCCCAAAAGAGAAGGUGGUAUCGAUUAUCCCACAGGAGACACAUAUGUGCCCAGUUCAGACUAUAAGGACAACUUUGGAUCUUCUUUCUCUGCCGCUCCUUACGUUAGCAGUGAUGGUCUAGGAAGUAGCUCCGCUGCUGCACCAUUGGAAGCACGUAGUUUCAUUGGAAACUCAGAUAUUCAGUCUCUGGAUAACUACAGUACUGCUUCAUCUCACACUGGUGGUCCACCUCAAACUUCUGCCUUUACUGAGUCGUUUGCCAGUUCAGUAGCUGGAUAUGGAGACAUUUACCUCAAUGCUGGUCCCAUGUUGUUUAGUGGAGACAAGGACCAUAGAUUUGAAUAUAGCCAUGGUCCUAUCACAGUCCUCACAAACAGCAAUGACCCUUCCACAGGGCCAGAGAGUACUCAUCCCUUGCCAGCAAAGAUGCACAACUAUAACUAUGGUGGUAACUUACAGGAAAAUCCAGGUGGCCCUAGCCUCAUGCAUGGACAGACCUGGACUUCUCCUGCCCAAGGACCUGGAUAUUCACAAGGAUACAGGGGACACAUUAGCACAUCAGCUGGCAGAGGUCGAGGCAGAGGGUUACCAUACUGAGUAUCUGUUUUUCCUCAGGCACAUCAUUUUUAUCUGGAAAGACUUUUCUAGCUGCAAUUUCAGGCAGCAAUCCAAGAGACUUGAAUAAUAUUAAUUCAACAACAGCUUUAUUUUUAUGUGGAAAGGGUCUUGCAUACAAUAGUGAAAAAAACAAAACAACAAAAAAAAUCUUUGCUUAAAUUCAUGCUGUUCUUAAAACUAGCUCUAUUGAUUGUACAUCGUCACAGAUUUUAGUUAACAAUUUUAUUUUGUAUUCUUGCAGUUUUAAGUGGAUGCUAACAUUAGGGACAUAAUGUUUUUAUGGCCCUGUGGCAGAUCUUCUGAACUAUGCACACUUGUGCUUUUUUUUGUAAGUUUGGACCAACUUUUAUGUAAACAAGCUCCCCUUCCCCCCAUGCCCCCCAUCCCCCUUCCAGUUUUACAACAAUCAGAAAGGGCACUGAUUUAUUUGGUAUUUUCUUUUUACAAAGCUACCUUUAGUCGAAGGUCACUGUCAGUCUUUGCACCUGCUUUCAGUGUUAUUGUGAAAGGUGUACUUUGUGCUCAUUUCAGAAAAAUAAAACACAACCUUUCUCUUGAUGCAACAGUUUUAUAUAAAAAAUGGUCAACAUUAUUUUUGUUUUGUUUUUUUCAGGUUACCAUAAUACAGGAAAAUUCAUUCAAAUGAAAUAGUGGUUUUUAUAUGAAAACUAUGGGUAGGGUGGGGAGGGGUUGAGUAAGUGCCUUAACAGGUAAGCUUAAGGUCUGCGGAUGAAAUGAGCCUUCACACCACUGUCUUUCUAAGGGAGUCUGUACUGUGCUGACGGGGCAGGGAGCUUCUCCGCUCUCAGGAGUUGCUUGGUCAGUUCUGUUAGCUCCAUUCCCUCUGCCUGCCUGUCACACUGUCCCUUUCUGCCUGUCUUUUGGCUGUGUUGACUUCCACUGUUACCUUCUCUUGGUAGGGGUGUAAGAGGAAAAGAAAGGGAGAACUCAGAACCUUAUGUUACUUCUGGGAAGUACUAAAACUUUUUUUUAUCAAUUAAGUGGUUGAAAGUAGUAGCUGAAUGAGAAUUUUAGAGUGCUCCUUUCUUUCUGGCUGUCAUACUGACCCAGUUUCUAUUUGGAGGGCAGGAGUUUUGAAGCAAGUAUGUAUAACAAUUCAUAAAUAAAUACAUAUGGUACAUAACAAAUGUAUUGAAGUCCACAGAAGGAGGGUGGCAAACACCUUAUUUUAAGUUAUAUAAUUUUAAGAAAAUGUCAACUUAAGUAGAAACAUGUCCUAGAUCUAAUUUAGUAAAGCAAACAGAAAACUCAAAGAGAAAACCUUCCCUCUUCCUUUCAAUUCUGUGAAAUUUACUAUAAUUUCUGCCAGAUUAGAGCAGUGCUAUUCUAUUAGAAUCAACCAAGAAAGAAUAACUCUGAUGUUGUCAAGUCGCACUAUGUUUACGUUCACACACACACACACACACACACAAAAAACCAAAAUUCUAUUUCUGAAAAGGAACCAAAGGUAAAUAGCCAGCAUCACCUUCAUCAUUCGUAGAUAAGAGACUCUGGGGAACCGCCCUCGCGUGCCGACUGACAAUUUCAAUUGUUGUAGUACCUUUCCCAUUGGAUACUAAGUAAGGAAGAACUGUUAUGAAAAGCAGCUUAGCUUCAUGCCCUUUAUAUGAUUUGUGACCCUGCAUUUACAAACAUUCAGGAAACAUUAUUGUUUGGUGACAGAAUAUUUUAAAGAUAAUUUUCCAGUUUAUGCCUAUUAAAAAUGAGUUUUCAGUUGACCAUUUUAUUUUUUGAUCGUAUUUUGUUGGUGAAAGAAAAAAAUUAAUGGAAGAAAAAAUAUUUUGCUUUUAUUUGAAUACAGAGUACUAACAACUUAAUAAAACAGUAGAGGAAGUGAAAAAAUGUUUUGAAAUUUAGAAAUUAGAGUAUUCAAGUCUCUGAAAUUUUAAUAUGGUGAGUCUUAGAGCUUUAGACUUUCCUAUAAGUGACAGUAUCUAAAUUAUUAUUUGUCACAUUUGGUACAUCUGCUGGCCAUAAGCAGCUAACCUAAAAUUGAAACUAUUUAUGUGACAUGAAUAGUCUGUGUUUUAAAAAUUAAAUAUUUUAUAUAAAAUUGACUUGUGUUUGGAUAGUUUUUCUAAUUAAACAUUUCAGAUAUAUAUAUCCAUGUUGGGAGAGUGGCUGGGAAGUCAGGGAAAUUAUUGGCUUUGAAAUAGAAAAUUGGAACUAUUUCUUCUAAUAAUGUGUGUUUUGUAAGACUGUGUAACUAUAUCCUGUGUUUAAGAAAAGGGGAUGCCAAUUAAACCAUAGUGAAGAAAGGCCAGUGACUGCAGGACAGUCCAGACUCAGGGUGGUGUUACAAGAAAGAUGUCUCAUGAAGUAUUAAUGCAGUGCUGAGAGGUGGUAAUUCAGUUCGGAGAGUUUGGAUUAAGAACAGAGCUGGGAAAUCACUAGUUAAAGUCUGUAUUUUGGGUAAGACUUAAAGUAAUAAAAUUCUAAGGGGGUAGAAUCAAGUCACACUGCAGAUAAGAAAGUGAACGUAAGAUUGACCUAUGGAAAACAGUCUUCCUGUGAAGUUUUUCUGCCUCACAAUUUUUCCUACAUGGAAAAUUCGGUAUGUCCCAAAUCUUCAAUUGUUACCUGUUGGUAAACUGAAAAUUAAAGGAAUAAUUCUAGAGAGUUAAUUGAUUAAAUGGUUUGUGGAAUGUGAUUGUUUAACAGCUUCCACUUCUGUUAGCAAAUACAUAAUGACUUAUCAUCGAGGGUAUUUAACCACAUAUAGAUGAGGCUGGCAGAAUUUCUUGUUUGUUAAUGUCUACUAGCUUCUCUAGUCAUCAAAUGUUUGAAUAUUCUAUGCUUACGUGAAUAAAAAUGGAAAUUUGAACAGAGAAAUAAGGCUCCAUGAGGAAGCAAAACCACAAAUUCACUGAUGGAAACAAACUUACUUAAAUAUUGUUAGUUCAUAAGAAUUACCAAGGUUUGAGAAAUGCGUUUCUCAGUGAAAUGGCUAGCACUUGUAUGUGAGGUUUUGGUGACUUUGCUGAGUCCACUCCUGCUCUGAUUAUUUUUCAGACUAGGUGGAACUUGAAUAUACUGUCUGGGAUGCUGGCUGUGGUAUUUAAAGCUGAACCAGACCUACUUGUAACCCCAAAUGGAAUGAUUAACCUCCACAGUGCAGCUGAAGAAAGGCUUAGAGGCUGCCUGGUUUAUUUGUGAUAGCUGGAUUGCUUAUGUGGUUCUUGUACACCACAUCUAAGUCUGCAGUAAACACUUAACAUUCUAUUGCUUUUUCUUGGGUCUUCAUGUAGCUCAGGAUGGCCUUAUACUCACUGGCUCCUAAUUCUCCCAACGGUUAGGAUUACAGGGGCCUGUUACCAUGCCUAUGCAAUACCAACUUAUGACUAGGAAAAUUGUGUGACCAGUAUUAGACCAGACUAAUAAGUUAAUAAUAAUUUGGACUAACAGUAACUUUUUAAGGGCUAGAGCUAGCUCAAUGACUAUUUGCCCUAGCAAGUAUAAUGCCCAGGUUUAAUCCCUAACAAACUCAAAAACCUUAAAAACUUGUAUGCCAGGCACACUGGCAUAUGUCUGCAUUCAUAACACUUGGGAGGCAGGGGCAAGAAGUUUGAGGCUAGGGUGUUUUACCUAUUGAGAUUGGAGGCCAGCCAGAGUUAUAGUGACACCUGUUUGGACAAGCAAAAACAAGAAAAGCCUGUUUUCUUUGAUUAUAGAAAAAAAAGUUUAUUUAGGGAACUAGAAGGUGGCAGCUGAUGCAUUUCAUAUUUGCAGUUACUAAAAGGCUCCUGUGUAGAAAGACCACAUUCAGUGAUUGUGAUACCAAGUCAUUAAAACGUCAUUUCUGGUUAGCACAGUAUUUAGAUGGUUCUCUUACUAGAAAUCAUUUUAUAAGCCUGCCAUUUACCAAAGGACUUCUCCAGUGAUUUUUCUUAGAUUACUAGAAGUUACUAAUAGUAAACUAUUUCAUGGUCACCCGGAGAUGGAAGCAAACAAAAUUUUGAUCAUAGUAGUAAGGGCAUACUGUAGGUCUCAACUCACCAUAAGUUUGUAGUUCUCAUUCUAUUAAGAUGGGGGCAUGCAGUAAAUCAUCUCUUACCACACCCCACCGCAUCAUUUGUUAUAAGGUAUUUUUUUUUUUAAAGAUUGAUUUAUUAUUAUAUGUAAGUACCCUGUAGCUGACCUCAGACACACCAGAAGAGGGAGUCAGAUCUCAUUAUGGAUGGUUAUGAGCCGCCAUGUGGUUGCUGGGAUUUGAACUCAGGACCUUCGGAAGAGCAGUUAGUGUUCUUACCCGCUAAGCCAUCUCACCAGCCCCAAGGUAUUCUUUUGCAAGAAUUUUAAAAUGUUAUUAUACUUCAGUUUAAUGUAAAGACCAUUUGUUUUUAAGAGGGAAAAAGAAAAGUUGUAUUUGAUAGUCAAUAAAUAAACUUCUGUAAGAAUCCCAGGGCAUCUUUAAAGUUGUAUUUUCUUUUUGUGUAUAUUCAAAGCAGACUCUUUAGAAAAGGCCACUCAUGAUUUACUGUGCCAUGUGUUAUUUUUUGGGUGGUGAUGGGGAGGGCUAUUUGUUGUUGGACAAAGCUUAGAACUUCACACUUUCCCCUUUCAUAGAAUUGUCUUUAGGAGUAGGAACACAGAAGGGGCUUUUUGUUUUUUAUGUUUGUAAGGUGACAAUCUUUUUAAAUUUGUGUUUCUCUAAUUACUAGUGAAUUUCAUUACUUUAUUUGGUAGACUGACUUGUCUAAAGUUUUUUUCUGUGGUUUUGAAGGUAGCCCUUGCUGACCUAUGUGUCUUCCAAAGUACUUGCCUUUGAAUGUCUUGUUAUACAAAAAUUUGAAUGUUUUCUGUAGUUAAUAAUCUUUUCCUUGUGGUUUGUCUUUAGAGACCCUUUUGGUAUUCCAAGAGUACAUACAGAAUUCUGUUUCUAACUAACCUAGGAUUUAUUCUGUUAGAUACAGUCAGGCAAGAAUUCAGUUUUAUGUUUAUUUCUGAAGCCUAUACUUAUAUCAACAGCAUCUAUUGACCAGUUUGUUCUCCCCUACUUUUAAAUAUCUUCUGAGGUUUCUGUGAUGUUCCAUCUUGAUCUUUCUGUCCUGUGUACAUGGUAUUUUAUUGUUUUAAGACUGGAUGUUGAAUUCAGAGGCCUGCACAUUAGGAAAGUGCUUUUCAUGGAACUUGUGUUUGGGUUAUUAUUAUAUUUCCGCUUCUUGGCAAAAUCCACAACCUGUUUGGAUAAUUUGUUACAGGAUAGAGCUUCAAAAGUUUACUACCUAGGGAUACAGCGUAUUUGUUGGAGCAUACCCAGAGCUCCAGCUUUGAUCCCAAUCUCUGGCAUAAAAUGUAUGUGGUGGUGCACAACUGUAACCUUAGUGUUUGUGAGGUGGAGGCAGGAGGGUCAGAAGUUCAGCGUCAUCCAGCAACACUGAGUUCCUGAGGCCAUCUUGGGCUAUAUAAAGACUGCAUUUAAGCAAAACAAAAACAAAGAGAACUUUACAUUUCUCACCUUUUCUGUUUUCUGUUCCUGUCUUUCCAUGUCAUUUUACCCAUUAGCCAUUUUAAUUGAGAAUAUACUUAGUCAAACUUUGUUAAGGUGAGCUUGGCAUUUAGAAGGUAAGAUGGUAUUUUGUUACAUUCUCUGUAAAUUGCAAAUUUUUAUUUGUUGUUCAAUAUACUAUUUUUUUUUCAGGUUGUAUUUUGUUGCUUUUAGAAAUGAACUUGUAAGUAUUGUGAGGUUUUGGGUAUUUGCACAUGAGUACAGGUGCCCACAGAGGCCAGCUAGUGGACUGCCUUGGAGUACAGGCAGUUGUGAGCUUCCCAGUUGUGAGCUGUCUGAUGUUAGUGUUGGGAAUAGAAUUUGGGUCCUUUGCAAGAGUAGUAGUUAUUCAUAACCACUGACCAUCUCCCCAGGCCCAUUAUUGUAAUAUUUUAAGCAUGACUCUUUAUAGGAAAGUUACUAUUUAAAAAUAAAAAUCUAGCCAUAUUGCCUAGUUAUCAUUUUAAUAGUUUAUAGAGUUGAUUUAUCUUUCCUGAUUUUAUGAAUGUCUAACUUUUAGAGUUUUAGACUUCAUGGAUAAACAGAUUAGGGAUAAACUACUUAAUGUGUUAGUAAUAGGAUCAGAUUAAAAUUUCUAACAAUGUUCAUAUAGAUUCUCUCCUUUAAUAUACACUACCAUGUCCUAAUAGAUAACAAAUAAUAAGAUAUAAGCCAUCCAUUUAAGAAUUUAAUAUUGCUAUGUACUAUUGACUAAAUACUUAGGAUUUGGUAUCUGUGUUUAACUCAGCCAGGCAUUGAUUAGCAUGUUCAUUGGCAGAAUAACAACUGGAAAGCUGUUUUUAUUUAAAAUAUAUGUCCCAAGAAUUAACUGUUGAUUAAAGAAGUUAAAGCCGUUUUAUUUCUAACUUGACAAUCCUGUUUCCUUGAGAGUAAUUCUUUUAGUUUUCCUCUUUCCACGUGUCUUCUUCAUUUGGGCAUGGUUCUGUUUCUAACAUAAAUCUUGGGAAAUUUCCAUUUUCUGAAAAUUUAUAUAUUCUGCAAUAUGUCGGAAUGAACAUUUAGCAUCAUGAGGAUACAGUUAAUAUCUGUUUUUAAGCAUAUUAUUAAUAUCCUCUAGGGGUGUUUUAGGGGUAGAUCUAUUCUUUCUUGUUCUUUCGAGUUCUUUUAAGUUGUGUUUGCCCAGGCUAGUCUUGAACUAUAAGCUCCAGUAACCCUCACUUAGCCUUUAGGUGAGCUGGAACUUCUUGUCAUUUUUUCCUUGUCCUUACUUUCUUAAAUUCCUCAUUCUACUUCCAUUCUCUCACUAUUCAUCUAUCUAUAGUUUUUAUUUUCUAAUGUAUUCUACUAUUUGGUUCUGGUGUUUAUUCAAUUUCAUAUUUCCUACUUUAUUGAGUAAUUAUUCUAUUCCCCAUUGAAAGGGGCAUUUUAAUGUUUAAAAUCACUGAUUACUUCUUUGGCUUGAUCUUACUGUUUAAAAUUACUGUAUUUUCACUUGCUCUUUUCUAAAACACCGGUGAGAUCCCUUGUAUUCUUGCUUUCUGUUUCUCUUAUAUAUUUAUACUAAGCUAUUUGGCACAUAAAUGUUCCUGGUAUCUAUUCACCAUUUAAACAUGAAUUAUAGAUUCUGUUUUAGUAUGCCCCUAUUACUGGUCUUCUGUUUAGUUUGUGUUGUCUGCCAAGUUGUUUUGAGACUAGGUCUAUAUGGGCAGGAAUGGUCCUGCACACAGUGAUCUUACUGUGUCAAGCCUCCCAUGUGCUGGGAUUAUUUGUGCCAUCAUGCCUUGACACUCCACCUUUUUGUGUAACAAUUAUGGUUACUGCUUUAAAAUAUAUUUUAUUUUUUUAA